Molecule: messenger RNA, 1566 nt
Organism: Rhea pennata
Lineage: Eukaryota; Metazoa; Chordata; Aves; Rheiformes; Rheidae
Gene: SYT6
Product: synaptotagmin 6
Exons: 7
Coding region: 1-1566 (521 amino acids)
Biological process (GO): regulation of dopamine secretion; cellular response to calcium ion; calcium-ion regulated exocytosis
Cellular component (GO): plasma membrane; exocytic vesicle
Molecular function (GO): SNARE binding; calcium ion binding; clathrin binding
Source: RefSeq, a predicted model, not a curated record
AUGAGCGGCACCAAGGAUGGCGGCCGCUGUCAGAGGGCAGUGCGCAUUGUCACCGAGCUGUGCCGCAAGAAAAGCCUGCCUGGCCUGGACCUGGACUCCUGCCAGGAAUUCCUCCUGCUGCCCUCAGACCAGAGCCUGAGCAUCUCGGAGCCAGAGCUCUCCGUCAGCCUCCUUGCGCUGGUAGUUGUUGUGUGCGGACUUGCCCUGGUGGCAGGUUUUCUCUUUCUCUUUUGGAAGCUGUGCUGGGUUCCCUGGAGGAACAAGGCCAUUUCUUCUAACCUGGCCAUCUUGCAGAGCGAGGCAGACUGCAGUAAGGAGAGUAUGGCAGACAAGCUCAAGGACGCGGGCACCAUAAGUUUCUUGGAGGCCGCUGUAAAGAUCAGCCACACAUCUCCAGACAUCCCCGCCGAGGUCCAGCUGUCCAUGAAGGACCACAUCAUGCGGCGUUCACGGAUACAGCGGCAAACAACGGAGCCCACCUCUUCCGCCAGGCACAUCUCCUUCAAGAGGCACCUUCCUCGGCAAAUGCAUGUGUCCAGCGUGGACUACAGCGCAGAUGCACCUGCUGUGGCAGAGCAGCCAACUAGCAUCGGUCGCAUAAAACCCGAACUCUAUAAACAAAAAUCUGUGGACUCUGAGGACCCCAAAAAAGAGGCAGCAAAAACCUGUGGGAAAAUUAACUUCACUCUCAAGUACGACUAUGAGAACGAGACUCUGACUGUCCGAAUUCUCAGGGCUUUUGAUCUGCCAGCCAAAGACUUCUGUGGCAGCUCAGAUCCCUACGUGAAGAUCUACCUCCUGCCUGACAGAAAGCGCAAGUUCCAGACACGUGUCCACAGGAAGACUCUGAACCCCACCUUCGAUGAGUCCUUCCACUUCCCCGUGCCCCACGAGGAGCUGGCUAGCAGAAAGCUCCACCUGAGUGUCUUUGACUUUGAUCGGUUCUCCAGGCAUGACAUGAUUGGAGAAGUUAUCUUGGAGAACCUGUUUGAGGCCUCUGACCUGUCCCGGGAGACGUCCAUCUGGAAGGACAUUCAGUACGCCACGACUGAAAGCGUGGACCUGGGAGAGAUCAUGUUUUCCCUUUGCUACUUGCCAACCGCAGGCCGUCUCACCUUAACAGUCAUUAAGUGCAGGAACCUCAAGGCGAUGGACAUCACUGGGUCCUCAGAUCCGUAUGUCAAAGUGUCUUUGCUCUGUGAUGGGCGAAGGCUGAAGAAGAAGAAAACUACCAUAAAGAAAAACACGCUAAAUCCCACCUACAACGAAGCAAUAAUCUUUGACAUCCCCCCAGAGAACAUGGAUCAAGUCAGUCUGCUUAUAUCCGUCAUGGACUACGAUCGCGUGGGCCACAACGAGGUCAUUGGCGUGUGCCGUGCCGGGGCGGCCGCUGAGGGGCUGGGCCGCGACCACUGGAACGAGAUGCUGGCCUACCCGCGCAAGCCCGUCGCCCACUGGCACCCGCUGGCGGAGCUGAAGAAGUCUUUCAAGGAGUGGCGUGGCCGUGCAGCGAGCACCGACAGCCAGGGCUCCUGCCCCUCUCCCAAGGCACCGCCAACCCCGUGA